This is a messenger RNA of Funneliformis caledonium, 375 nucleotides long. The record is from the annotation of a GenBank genome assembly. NCBI's taxonomy places the organism in Eukaryota, Fungi, Glomeromycota, Glomeromycetes, Glomerales, Glomeraceae.
AUGUCACAAGAACAAGUGAACGAAAUACAAGCUGAAGGAUCCAAACUAAUUAAAGCGAAAAGAAAUAUUGAAGGAUUACAUCAAAUCGCAAGUAACAGACAUGAAUUUUAUUCGAAAGAACUGAAUGAACUUAAAGAAGAAGUUGCAGAGUUGGAAAAAAGUGUGAAUGUACAGCAACAAUCAGUACGAAUGAUCGAGCAAGAGAACGAAACCCGUUUAAUUUUUUACCGAGAUCGAGUAGAUAAUUUAAAAUCAAAAAAGGAUAAUCUACAAGAUGAUGAUGAGCGUUCAAAUUACAAAAAAGAAGUUGAAGAACUUCGAAAUGAAAUUGAGCAUCAUAUAAGUGAACAGAGAAAAAAUCUCAAAAAGAAAUGA